GCCCGGGCAGUGUGCGUCUGAAGGUGGGACCGGGUGGACGUGUGUAGAGAGAGCCCCGUACCGCGCCGCACGAGGUGAUUGGGCCGGACAGCCUGAGUGACCUGUGACCGAACUCGAGUGCACUGCCGCAUAGGCCGCACCUGCGCCUCUGCACUGCCACAACCGCGAUACGGACUCGGCCGCCGGAAGACUUGUGUUAGUUCAUCUCCACCGUUUUCUCUCCUGCGGACUUGUCACUCGCGCGGGCCUGUGAUGCGCCUGCUCUGAGUGCGCUGUCAUCAGCUCAGGUCAGGUCAGGUCACCUCCCCACGGACACGAUGCGCGCGGUUCUCUGGGCUCUGAGCUGCGCGGCGCUGCUGCUGAGCGCCGGCAGCUCUCGGGUGGAGCUGGUCGACAACGGCUACCGCGGACUGGUGGUGGGCAUCGACGACCGGGUCAGCGUGCAGGAGUGUCAGGACGUCCUCAGCAGCGUGAAGGCGCUGAUCACCAAUGCCUCUUCGUACCUGUACACGGCUACCAAUCGACGCGCCUAUUUUGGCGACGUGACGGUGGUGGUGCCGAACUCAUGGCCCCGCAGCUGCACGGGCGGCGCCACGCCCGGCCAGGCCACCACCCAGAGCUACCUGACGUCGGACGUAAGGGUCAGCUCUGCCCACCCGGUGUACGGCGCGGCGCCGUGGACGCACCAGGCCGGUCUCUGCGGACAGCCGGGCGCCUUCGUCCAGUUCGCCGCCGACUACGUCACCGAUGACCAGCCCAGCGAGGACCGAGCUCGCGUGCUGGUGCACGAGUGGACCAAGUACCGCUGGGGCGUAUUCGAGGAGGCCGGCUACGCCGAGGACCCACUGUACCCGUCCUUCUACCAGCAGUCGGCCGGCCAGUGGGCGCCCACCGGCUGCGCCGACGCCACCGUCGCCGGCACCAUCACACCGCCCGGAUGCGAGCCCAGCUCCAACAAGUGCACCUUCGUGCCGCUGACAAACUCGAGCGACUCGACCGGCGAGUCUGCGCUGCACUCGUCCGCCCAGGCGAAGCCGUUCUGCGAUUCCGACAGUCACGACGGGGCGGCUCCGACCAAGCACAACUUGUUGUGCGGCGAAAGGUCCGUCUGGGAAGUGAUGCAGAGCCACGACGACUUCCGCGGUGGCAUCAACCCGCCCAGGAUCGAGUCCAGCCCGCCGCCGGUCGACUUCAGCGUGGUCAAGGCUGCCCCGGAUCGCUUCUUCUUUCUUCUCGAGAGCUCGGCCACGAUGCGCCAGCAGGAACGCUGGGACUUUGUCAGCAGCUCCAUCCGCAAGUUCGUCAACUGGGACGCUCCGACGGGCAUCCAGGUCGGAAUCGGCCACUUCGGCUCCUCCUACACGACCGACCGCAACCUGACCACGGUGCCCGACCUGCUUAUGGGCCGCGGCGAGCUGGCCAACCUGCCGCCCAUCGCCGACGAUGUCAUGGAGGACAACAAGAGCUGGAGGGCGGCCGUGGACGGCGCGCUGCAGUCCCUCGGAGACCGGGCGCCCGGCUCCACACUGAUCUGGGUGACGGGCAACCAGCAGAACAGUCGUAACCAGCCCAGCGACGCCGACAUCGACUACAUGACCGUCAGGCUGCAGGAAAACAGGGUGCGGCUAGUGAUGGUGUUCUACCCCAACGAGACCCCGGGUUUGUCACGCGUUGCCACGGCGACCGGUGGCGACGUGAUCCUGGUGGAGGACUCGUGGCUGGGCGACCAGACCUCUAUCAGCGUGUUCCACGCGCUGGCUGACGCCUACGUGCACGCGCUGGACAAGUACAUCUCGGACAAGCGGCGGCUGAUGGUGCGCGUGGAGGACCAGCAGUUCGUCGGUAACGGCCAAAAGGUGCGCGGCAGAUUCCUGAUCGAUACGACGCUGGGCGUCAACACCACGCUGACGGUGCUGUACAACACGCGCAGCGAGAUCGGCCACGUGAAGCUGCGGCGGCCCGGCGGCGAGCUGCGGUCCGUCUACAUGUACCCGGACACCACCAACCACCUGCAGUACAUCCGCAUCGACCCUGUGCAAGGAGAAUGGGAGUACGUGAUCGACAACCUGGCUCCGUCGCACAGCAGCAUCGUCGUGCAGGUCAUGUCCUCGCCGUCCUCCUCGGAGGACACGGUGCGGACAGAGGUGUGGACCAGCGCCGACGCCACGGGCACCCUGAACGCCACCGGCGCGCCACUCAUCGUCUACGCCUCGGUGAUGCAGGGCAGCGCGCCGGUCAUCAACGCUCAGGUGGAGGCGGUGGUGACCGGACCGGACGGCCGCGAGGCCACGAUCCAGCUGCUCGACAACGGCCUCGCAGUUCCGGACAUCCUGUACGGCGACGGCAUCUACUCGCGCUACUUCGCCGAGUUCGGCGCGCUGUCGGACGCCGGUCAGCUCUUCACCGUGCGGGUCGAGGUGGGCGGCGCGCGCGCGCGGGUCGUCACCGGCCGUGACCCGGCGGCGGGGCCCUGCUGCGGUUCCACGGUUGGCCCCAUCACCUCUGUGCCGAUGUUUGACCUGCGACGCACCGCCUCCGGCGGUAGCCUCCUGGUCACUGGAGACGCCGACCCAACGGCCGACCGGUACCCGCCCAACCGGGUCACCGACCUCCGCGCAGAGACCAACGCUGACGAGCAGACGAUCGCUUUCAGCUGGUCGGCGCCCGGCAACGACUUCGACAAACCAGAGACCAGAGUUGCCCACUACGAGGUGCGUUUCUCGGAGAGCCGGGACCAGCUGCGAGACCACUUCUCUGAGUGUGAGACCGUCUCCGAGUGGAGCCAGCCUGAACCGGCCGGUACCCCCAGCCUCGCCGUCAUCGACUUCCACGCCGUCAACACCAUGUUCUUCUUCGCUAUCCGUGGCGUCGACGAGGCCGGGAACGCAGCCGAGCUUUCCAACAUCGUGUCGCUGGUGAUGCCGCCGCCGCCGCCGACAUCGACCACGCCUGCUCCGACCGGCGGCACUGCCGCCCCCGUGCAGCCCACGCCGGCCGCCUUCGACAACCAGCUGCUGCUGAUCGUGCUGCUCUGCGUGGCAGGAGUGAUGAUGCUCAUCAUCCUGAUGGCGCUCUACUACUUCCUCUGCCACCGACGCAGGAAGCCCGACCCGGGCACCGGAGCCAAACAGCACAUCACGACCGUCACCGUACCAACUGUGGAGAGCCGCGAGCCCACGCCCGUCAAGAUCGCCUACGACCUGGAGAAGGAGGAUCACGGCCGCAGCCUGUCCUCGGAGGGUCCCACGCCCGUCAUGUGGACCGCCUCCAACAUCCUCAACACCUCGGAGCGGCCGUACACGCCAUCAGAGUCGCGCAACUACGGCCACUACAGCGCCAACCUCCAUCUGGGCUCGGCGGCCGGCCGGGCGCGCUACAACAGCUACCAGACGCCCUACGUCGAGGACAUGACCUACGACGGCCGCUCGCUGGUCAGCACCCAGCCGUCCGACUCGUUCCUCUCGCUGACGUCCGACCCGCGGCAGCGCAACAACAACACGCUCUCGGAGGGCGGCGAGCCGGCCGGCUGGCCCAGCGACAAGGACUCGCUGGUGGCGGCGCAGCAGCGCGGCCGGCCGGGAGGCCGAGCGCCGCCGCCCACCCUGCCCAAGCCGCGCCUCGACGAGGCUCCGCACGGCUCUCGAGCGUCCAUCGCCGGCGACAGGAAGCGGCGGAACGUGACGCAGGUGUAGGGCGGCGCGGCGCGGCCGGGCGCCCAUCCAACUGUGAUCCAGAGACGUGGCGGUAGGCUCCGCGACACUGUGCUGUGUGUACAUAUUUAUCGCGCGUAUGGACGCUGCUCGCAGACCGGUGAGAGAGAGAGAGAGGCACACAGACUGAGACAUUGACUGGCAGUGUGGAGAGCUGCCCACCAGACUGCACACGUGGUCUGCUGUUUUGUUUGCACACAGAUCGCUGGUGAACGCUGCGACCGUUGAAGCUUCACGUGAUGGCUGAAUUUUAUCGUCUGCAUCGUCUUUGUUACGCGCCUGAGUUUCGCUUUGUUGCCUAUGUAUGUCACCGAUCACCGAUGUAUCGACGGGAUCGACCUAUGAUCGUGGAACGCAGCGAUCUCUCCGACAACUCAUUUUGCUUGCACAUUAUCACUGGUAGGAACGGUACUUGUGACGUGUACAUAUUCAUAUCAUCAGCUAGGAUAAUGGGUGUGAGCGCGUGUGCUGACUAGUCAAUGUGUUCUGACUAAUACAUGUGACAUCAAUAAAA
Amphibalanus amphitrite is the source of this 4224-nucleotide messenger RNA. Its product is annotated as calcium-activated chloride channel regulator 4A-like. The record is from RefSeq and is a predicted model, not a curated record. The transcript has 10 exons. Bases 318 to 3692 code for a protein of 1124 amino acids. Lineage: Eukaryota; Metazoa; Arthropoda; Thecostraca; Balanomorpha; Balanidae.